Drosophila elegans is the source of this 1677-nucleotide messenger RNA. RefSeq lists its product as uncharacterized. The record is from RefSeq and is a predicted model, not a curated record. The transcript is spliced from 3 exons. Lineage: Eukaryota; Metazoa; Arthropoda; Insecta; Diptera; Drosophilidae. Gene Ontology annotation, molecular function: DNA binding. Bases 477 to 1568 code for a protein of 363 amino acids.
UCCCAUCCACAGAGCAGUAAACAACGAACAGCGCUUAGUGCCACAUCACGGAAUCUUAUCGCUCUCGUUCGUUGGUUCGUUCCAAUAACCAAAAACCCAACCAAAACCGACAAGCCCGAGACCAGAAACCCGGACCCCCGAGCAAAUACGAAGCUGUCUCGGCUGCAGAACAAACAAGUCAUCUAGUAGCGUGCUGCAGCAACAAUAACAAUAGCAACAGCAACACCAACAGAACAGAAAUCGAGACACAUAGUACUGGGGCGACCAGGUGAACCAGCUUCAAAAGGAGUUACACACACACCCGUUUACUAGCUCUCUCUGACGCACGAUCUUUGUGGCGAGAGAGAGGCCACCACACAGCGCAAUUGGCUGAGUGUGAAGGCUGCUGCGCAGUUUGCAGAAAAGAGGAAUAGGAGGAGGAGGAGAUAAGGAAGGAGCAGAAAACUAGUUAAAAGUUACUUAAAACUACUAUUGAAAUGGCAGCUAUAGCGGCAUUACCAACGGCGACGCUGCGGCGAAACAAUAACAACAAAGGGGUCAAAUCCCGUCGCAAUGAACGCAAUAUUUUAACUUUUUACGAAAAGAUUGCCGUGAUCCGUUACUACGAGGAGACAAAUAUCUCAAGGAACAGUCUGGCCAAGAUGUUCCACUGCUGCGCCACCCAAAUACGUCGCAUCCUGGACAAGAAAAAGGACCUGCUCCAACAAUUGGCUAGCUUGAGCGAAGCGGAUGCCUCUAUUAUAAUUGAGGAGAUGACUCGCAAGCGUCGCAAGUUUGAGAUGAGCGCCAUUAGUUUCCUUUUGCACGAGUGGGUGGAAAGAUGCAUCCAACUCCAUUUGAACAUCAGCAUAAGGAACCAAAAACUGAAGGAAACGGCUUUGCGGAUGGCGGCGGUUUUGAACCUGCCAUCGUUUAGACCAUCCUAUCGCUGGCUAAACCGAUUCCGUGGAAAGUACAAGUACGAGGCGGAUGAGCUGGGCUACCAAGGCGAGAAUCCCUUAAAUCAGGAUCUGCCCGUCGAGGAAAUCAUUGUGGAGUUUAAGCAUGCACUACCAAACUUCAUGCAACGGGAGCUGGCUGAUCCGGCUGAAGACGCUAGCAAGGGACUGCUCAAACCCGACUUUGUUAAUCUUUCCAGUGAGAACAGUCUGAUGUCCGAUCACCUCGAGGAGGAUGAUGAAGUGGAGAUGGUAACCUGUGAACCCAGCAUGAUGCCCUCGCCAGCCAGCUCACCAGAGGAAGAGGAGGAAGUUUUCUCGCCGCAGGAAGACCAGGAAAGCCCGGAUGAUGAUCAGAUGAACGCCGGCACCAGCACCCUCCUAAAUGGCGUAUUCCCCCAUCUGGCCAUUAUCCAUCAGUUCGCUCUGAUGAACUCAGACAUCCAGGCACUGGAGCUCAUAUCUCAGCUUGGCGUCCACAUGCAGCAACAGGCUGUCUCAGGAGCGUAUCACACCCUGUCGCUGGCGACGAGCGGAGAAGGUCAAACGGAUUCGGGGACGAAUUCCCUGCCCGAACUGCCACCGGGCAGCAUCUAUGCGGACAUCGAUGACAUCGAGUUGAUCGAGUAGGAGUCACCAAAUACCAACUGAAACUAAGCUAGCCUAAGCCUCAAUGCCAUAAAAAGUCGUUUGUUAUUUAUGAUUAUUUCAAAACACUUAAUAAAAGUACUUAAUAAGA